This is a messenger RNA of Fonsecaea erecta, 1506 nucleotides long. RefSeq names its product aldehyde dehydrogenase (NAD+). The record is from RefSeq and is a predicted model, not a curated record. Gene Ontology annotation, molecular function: oxidoreductase activity, acting on the aldehyde or oxo group of donors, NAD or NADP as acceptor. Bases 1 to 1506 code for a protein of 501 amino acids. NCBI's taxonomy places the organism in Eukaryota, Fungi, Ascomycota, Eurotiomycetes, Chaetothyriales, Herpotrichiellaceae. The transcript has 2 exons.
AUGGCAGAUCUGAAGGUCGAGCUGACAGCUCCCAAUGGGCGCAAAAUCACCCUGCCCACGGGUCUCUUCAUCAACAACGAAUUCGUCAAGUCGAGUUCCGGCGAGAAGAUCACUAGCAUCAACCCUUCGGAUGAGAAGGAGAUCUGCUCCGUCGAGGCAGCGUCUGCGGAUGACAUCGACAAGGCCGUCAAAGCCGCUCGAGCCGCCUUCAAUGACCCUUCGUGGCGCGAUCUCCCCGCUACCGACCGCGGUGCCCUGAUGUACAAGUUUGCAGACGUCCUCGAAGAACACAAGGAGACACUUGCCACGCUCGAGACAUGGGACAACGGAAAGCCAUACAGCGUGGCGUUGAAUGAGGACUUGGGCGAGGUCGUAGGCACCAUUCGAUACUACGCUGGGUGGGCAGACAAGAUUCAUGGCGAGACAAUCCCCACCAACCCUCAAAAGUUUGCCUACACCCUCAAGCAGCCCAUUGGCGUUUGCGGCCAGAUUAUCCCUUGGAACUACCCCCUAGCCAUGGCGGCAUGGAAACUGGGUCCCGCUCUCGCAUGCGGCAACACCAUUGUUCUCAAGCCUGCAGAACAGACUCCUCUUUCCAUCCUAUACCUGGCAAGUCUCAUCCCGGGCAUCUUCCCUCCCGGUGUUAUCAACAUCGUGAAUGGCUUCGGCAGAGAAGCCGGCCACGCCCUCGCCUCCCACCUGGACGUGGACAAGAUUGCCUUCACUGGCAGCACAGUCACGGGUAAACAAAUCAUGAAGACCGCCAGCGUCAACAUGAAGAACAUUACCUUGGAAACCGGCGGCAAGUCACCCCUUCUUGUCUUCGACGACGCCGACCUUGAGCAAGCUGCCAAAUGGGCCCACAUUGGAAUCAUGUCCAACAUGGGUCAGAUCUGUACUGCCACCUCGCGCGUGCUGGUCCAGGAAGGCAUCUACGACAAAUUCGUGGAGCAAUUCAAGGAGGUGGUGAAGACCACGUCGAAGGUCGGCGAUCCAUUCGCCGACGAUACAUUCCAAGGUCCUCAAGUCACCAAGGCUCAAUACGAGAAAGUCCUGAGUUACAUCGAGAGUGGCAAGUCGGAGGGUGCGACCCUGGCAUCUGGCGGUGUACCGCACAAAAAUGUCGGUGGCGGAAAGGGCUUCUUCAUUGAACCCACCAUCUUCACAGGCGUCAAGGACGACAUGAAAAUCUACCGUGAAGAGAUCUUCGGCCCCUUCGUGGUGAUUGCAUCGUUCAAGACGGAGGAAGACGCGGUCCGCAUGGCCAACGAUACAACCUACGGUCUGGGCAGUGCAUUGUUCACGAGCAAUAUCGAGCGCGCACACCGUGUGGCCGCCAGGAUCGAGGCUGGCAUGGUCUGGAUUAACUCGUCCAACGAUUCGGACUUCAGAGUGCCAUUUGGCGGCGUCAAGCAGAGCGGCAUCGGGCGAGAGCUGGGCGAGGCUGGAUUGGCGGCAUAUAGCCAAACGAAGGCGGUACAUGUCAACCUGGGGCUGAAGUUAUAA